GGAAGCGUGACUAAAACUGCUCUAACACACAUUCAGAGAGUUUCACUGUGUGACUUGCAGGUAAAGCACCAUGACAUCCAGUGGCACAGAACAGAGUCUGCGCUAUCUUAACAGGGUGGUCCUCAUCACAGGUGGCACAAAGGGCAUCGGUGAAGCAACUGUCAAGUUGUUUGGUAAGAUCUUGUGUUCAGUUUUAUGGUUGUUGUUUUUUUUAAUUUAAAUUUGUUUUUAGAUAUUUCCAGGAAGAUAUGUUACAGUUUUCUUUUUGAUUGAAUGUAGUUGAGAUCCUUUAUUUAAAAUUUGCUCAGCUGCAAAUGCAUUGCCAACGUAACCUAGCACCGUAUUAGAUGAUGCCAGGUGUCAAACUGUAGAAGUCAAUGGGCUACUCAUUCUCAUAAUUCUCCACCACCGUGGCUGGCAGCGGGUUAUGGACAUCCUUAUUAUUAUUAUUUGUAAAGUGCCAACAUAUUUAGCAGCGCUGUAUUCUUGGCGUAAAAUAUUGCUUGUCUUCCAACACUGGGCGGUAUAAAUGUGGCAUUGAAAUGGCUAUGCCAACCAUGCAACAUGUCAAUGAAACGCAACAAUAAGCAUUUCGGCUAUCCACAUACAAUACAGUGCAGCACAAAUAUCAAAACUGCUCUAGAGUCCAGCAAUAAUACUCAGCACUUGCUGGUGGCUUUUUGUUAACCAGUUUCUGUCUUUUGGUGAGUAUUAGAAAGAAAAAGACUUGGAGACAAAAGGGAUUUGAGAAACUGCUAUGUUUACCUAUGGGUUAAUCUAGCCUCUAGUGGCUGUCUCAUUGACAGCCGCUAGAGGCGCUUCCGCGCUUAUCACUGUGAUUUUCACAGUGAGAAGACGCCAGCUUCCAUAGGAAAGCAUUGAGAAUGCUUUCCUAUGGACUGGCUGAAUGCGCGCGCGGCUCUUGCCGUACAUGCGCAUUCAGCCGAUGAUGGCCAAAGGAGGAGGAGAGUCCCCAGCACCCAGUGAGCCCGGUGCUGGAGAAAGGUGAGUGUUUAACCCCCUUCCUCUCCAUUCAGACCACUUCAUCUCAAUGAGUGCAGUGCCCGUGGCGUUUUAACCCUACAAUGUAAAGCAUUUUUUAGGAAAAGCAAUGUUUUCAUUACAGCCACUUGAGGUGUUUCCCCUAAAAGAACUGAGUCACUCUUGGUUCUCAAUCAAAUGAUGCUAAAAGAGAGUAUUUGAUUAGCAUGGCGCUGUAAUUUUCCGUGCAUGCACUUUAACCUCAAGGUGCUUCCAUAUGGGGAAGAACUGGAUUGGUUGAGAUCAUCACUCAUGAUGAUGUUAGCCAGGGAGGCGGUGCGGCAGCAUGGAGAACUGAAUGGCGAAUAACAAUUGUUUAUUUUAAACUGUAACAGGGGGGUGACCUAAAUAGUUAGUAGGACAUUAUAGCAAUAGAAAUACUUAUGAUUGUAUUUCUUACGCUAUAGUGUUAUGCUAUAGUGUUCAUUUAAAAUAUAAAAAAUAUGUCAUAUUAAAAAAAAAAUCAGUAUAUGAAAAAAUAUUAAAAUAUUUUUCACUUUACUAAAUAAAGUUUAAAAGUUUAUCCAAAAAUAUAAAGUCUUUUGUAAGGCUUGUCCAAGAAUAUUAAAUUGAGGUCUAAACUGUAACCUGGCAGUCUGGCACCUUUUGAAUUGGAAUCUCCUUUGCUGAAUCAAGCUUUCUCUAUGUUUAAAAAAAAAAACAAACAAAAAAAAAAAAGCAUUCCAAUUAAACCUAUUUAUGACAUUUCAUCAGAUUUUCUUUCUUUUCAAUAACGUAGUAUAUGAUGUUUGGGUGUUCUGUCUUCCAUUACAAGUAAUACUGAUACUCUUGCUACAGACAGAACAGAACACAUUGGAGUGUCCCGUGACUUUUUUUUCUUUAGCAAAAAAUAGUCCAAAGGCCAUGCUUGUUAAUGUUUUAGAGAUGUCAGCACAACCAGCCACAAGUUCCUCUUAUUUGGGGAUGUUUUGACUUUUUCAAAGUUGGAAAGAUGAUCUUUGCAGUCUAUGCCUGAAAACCAUGCAGUGUGCACCAUUUUACACCAUUAAAGGGAAACUCCAGUGCCAGGAAACCAAUCCAUUUUCCUGGCACUGCAGGUACCCUCUCCCUCCCACCUCCCAUCCCAGGUAGCUGAAGGGGUGAAAACCCCUUCAGGUCACUUAGCUGAGACCCCGCUGAUGUCCCUCGGCGGUGGUUUUGGGUCGGCGUCGCUCCUCCCAGUAAUUACGUUAGCCGGUGGGCAAGACUGAUCACGCCCGCCAGCUGAGCACACCUAAUGCGCAUGCGUGGCAAUGCCGUGCACGCGCAUUAGGUCUCUCCAUAGGAAAGCAUUGAAAAUAAUUUUCAAUGCUUUCCUAUGGGGAAUUUAGCGACGCUGGAGGUCCUCACAAAGCGUGAGGACGUCCAGCGACGCUCUAGCAAAGAAAAUCUUUGCUAUGAAGCAGGAAGUGCCCUCUAGUGGCUGUCUAGCAGACAGCCACUAGAGGUGGAGUUAACCCUGCAAUGUAAUUAUUGCAGUUUAUAAAAAACUGCAAUAAUUACAGUUGCAGGGUUAAGAGUAGUGGGAGUUGGCACCCAGACCACUCUAAUGGGCAGAAGUUGUCUGGGUGCCUGGAGUGUCCCUUUAAUGUAUGUAAAAGAGAGCUUGCAAACUUCUCACUAAUAACGUGCAAACGCACACAGAAAAACAAACGGGCCAGUACUCCUGUAUUGAAAGCACUUCUUUUAUUAAGACAGAAACACAAAGAAUGGGCAAUAAAUAUAUUUACAAAUACAAAAAGAUAAGUCCUGGGCUCACUCCUAUCACUCCUGUCUGGCUGGCAGCAAUGACCACAGUACACAUCAGCCCCUGGUUUUUAAUGAAUAGGAUUUAACCAUUGCAUCCUAAAGCAUGGUCCAAAGUGAUAGAAAAAAGCCAGGUUAACUAACAGCAUCCAUGGCCUGCCUCACUCAAGGCAGACCAUGCACAGAGCAUGGCUGAAAAACUCGGCACAUUCAAUCUAUGAUGUAAUGAGAGAGCCUGUGAAUGUACCAUUUUUGGGGGGUUGUGUUGUCAAUAUUGACUUAUCAAACUUGUUAGCAAGAUUAAUGUGUGUUGGAACACACUCCUGUCCUGUUCUUGGUGAUCACCAGAAUUACCUGCCAUGGUGUUAUAGUCCUAUCCUGACUGAGUCACACGGCUUCAAGUACUUGGAGACACUCCACUGAAAGACAUACAAGGGAGUCAGUUCAGGAAAAAGUCUGAUUCUCUAUUACAAGAGCAAUGGUUUUUAUAAUAACACGCAAUAAAUAAGUAUAUGGAGAGUAUAAUUAAUUACCAAUCACAUAUUGACAACUAUUAGGUAACGUAAUGCAUAUAACAUUGGGAAAGCGUAUAACAAAUCAUUGAUGAAAAACUUAUCUAGGGGGCAUUACUAGGUGGGCUUUUCUUAGAAUAUGAGGGUAUAAAGGCAGGAUUUCUUAGAAUAGGAGAGAAAAAAGGUGGCCGUGUGCCAAGACUACGUAUGUGACGUUUUUACGUGGUCAUGUGCUAAACUAUGCACGUCCUUGCAAUGUAAAAGGUUGUUCAUGUUAGGAUUCAGCUGAACAGACGUUAACCCUAUCAGUCAUGGAUUGUUGGUUUCACAUUAACUCUUACAAUGUUUAAAUCAAGUUAGGGCUGGUUUUAAGCAAAUCAUAUUUUUUUUACUUUAGUGUCAUUAUCAGCAGUAAAAUUAUCCAUUAAAUUGGGUUGUGAUCAUAUUGAAAAAUACACAAUUCAGGCCAAAAACAGACAAUGGGUUAUAAUUUACCCCAUCAUUUCCUAAUAUAACAUGAUUUUUUUUUCACCCAUUAAAAAUGUUAUUUUACACUCAAUGUAGGUGUUUUUAAACAAAUACUUGUGGGAUACUAACUUCUGUGUAUUUCCUUUUUCUUAUAUUGUUCUGUAUGGACAUGCCGUGUCCACAGUGAAAAAUGGCGCCAAUGUUGUCUACUGUUCAAAAGGUAAUGCAUAUGAUUUCUUUACUACCUGUUACUUGUGUAUUUAUUGCAAGCACAAAUUAAACAACAGAAAACGUCACCAAGUAUGAAGUCACUUUUAAUUAGGUGAUGUGUAUGAAAUCUGCAAGGCAGCAAUUUUUUGUUAAAAAUUACAGAGAGAAUGGGCAGUUGAGCUCCAGAACUCAAUCUGUUAUUUUUCUUUUUGAUAUAGAAAAAUAUUUUAUACAGUGAAAUGUAAGUGACCAAUUAUCCAUCUCUAAAACACUCCAGAGUAUAGUAGACCAGUAAUAGUAUUAUGGAGUGCAUUCAAUGAUUGUAAAACUUCAGGAUGUGCAGGAAGUGGAUUAUCUCAUAUAUCCUUUUAUUGUUUUCAAUAGGAACUCUGCAAAUUUUCCAUUAACUCAUAUAUGAGAUGUAUGUAUUAGAACAAAUUAAAGUUCUUGCACACAUUACUAAGAAACCUAUUGCUCCUCUUUAUUUCACCGAACAGAUAAUCUGGUCUUUACUCUUCUUUUGAACAUAAGUACUUGAAAUUAUUGGUCAUUUUUUUUACCCUCUUCCAUUGUCUUUUGCACUGCAACAAUGCAAAACGCUCUGCCACCAAACACUCUGGAACUCAACUUGUUACAGGUUUCCCCGGUCACCUUGGACCUCCAUGUUCACCCCUUUCACAACUACCUAGUAGAGCGCUCUUUGGAGAGGAGCUUCUUACCACAGAACUGAGUAGUCUCUCCCAGGAAUACCCAGAGAGCUCCCAUUCCCCACAGCGCUGUGACGCCCGGCAAAUCACAGAGGAUUGUCUCCCACCACAUGGAACUCUUUUCGGCCACGGUUGUUGUAGCGGUUAGGUGAAACUUUGAUUAGGUGGCAUUUGGCCAAUUCUGCAUGAAUCAGAGCGCUAUUUUCCCAGAAUGAGCUCCCCUUUAAAAUAACAUAUGACUUGUGGAAAUAUAUUACUGUUUGGGGGAUAUUCGUAUGUUGCAUUCUCUGUGUCUGGGAGAUAAUUAGUUUACCGGUUAUCAACUCAAUUAUCUCCCAGACAAAGAGACACCUGGGCGGGCUUACAGGUUCAUGAAUGGAGACCCCAUGCUGUGGGUCUGUGUAUAAAUGUGUGUGAUUUUGGCUGAAUAAAUCAGUUCUUUUUGUACCCUUCAUCAAGUCCUGGCUUAUGUUUGGGUAUGCAAAACUACAGGACCUAGGAGAAUCUAGAGCAGAGGUACUACUAUGGGUACAGGCCCUCCGUUACAGGUAUAAUAAGGUGUGCUGUGAAAGAUGUGUAAAUGGUGGAAGGACUAGCUCACUCAGCUCAAUAUUAAAUUAUAUUAAAUAUGUUAUACAACAUGGAUGAAGGGGCAUUUUUGUAGGCAGACCUGCCCUUUUGAUUUGUGACCCUCCUGGACUUUUGAUCUAUCCCCACAAAAUACAUAUUCAAAAGGCAUGCAUUCUAUAAGUAGCAGGAUAACUUCAAAUGGUGCAGACAAAAUUGCCAAUAGAGUGGGAGAGGUGUGGCCCUCUCCCAUAUAAAACCAUAUGUGUGUCAGGUAUACUCUAUCAUUCAUGCUGCCGCUGGAACCCACUUCCGUGUUCACGGCGCUUAGCCCCGCCCCUUUCUCUGACGCGGUCCUUCCACGAUACUUAGGAAGACCGCGCCAGAUUCAAGGGGCUGGAUUAUUCACUCAGGUGCUGCAUUGAGAUCAGCUGCUCUACUUGAUGCUACCGGCUCCACUCCUCUCCCGACCUCGGCUUGUAAACAGAUUUCUACCUUCUCCACUUCUCGACCUCGGCUUGUAAACAGAUUUCUACCUUCUCCACUUCUCAACCUCGGCUUGUAAAACGGACUUCUACCUUCUCCACUCCCAGACCUCGGCUAGUAAAAACGGACUUCUACCUUCUCCACUCCCAGACCUCGGCUAGUAAAAACGGACUUCCUUACUCUCCACUCCUAACGCUCAGCUUAUUAAUAGAGACUCCUAAUUUCUCCUCCAUUGGGUGAAUUAACCCUUCCAUUGCCAGAACUGCCUCUAAGUUAAGUAAACCUUUUUGCCAAGGAAACCAAUUCAUAUUAAUUAAUUUAUACAGUAUUUAAAUUUCACUAAAAUUCUCUCUUGUCAAUAAUGGAUUGCUACUAAGUCUAAUUCUUCCUGCAUGUGUAUUUAAAGAUACAGUCAACCUUGUUCACUUUAAUAUAAAAGGAGGUGAAACUUAUUGUUUCUGCAGUUGAGUUCCAAUUAAAGAAGUAUUACAAAUAAGUAUCACAAUGUGACCAUGCCCUUGAUGUAUAUACAUCUCCAUUCCAUCAUACUGACUCCCUGGUAUUUGACCCAUUUUUGUCUGUCUUCUCGUCUGUGAACCUGUGCCACCUGUUCUGAUCCUUGGCUUUCCUGACUAUGCGUAUGCUUGCCCAAUUUGGUAACACAUUGGCUUAUUUCUUCCACCUGGGCUCCUCCUAUCAAACCUUAACACCAGCAGAAAAAAAAGAGGAGGGAGAGUGUAAAAAACUAGGAAAGAAAGAGAAAAAAUGACAGUUCACAGAAAGAAGAAUAGAAGAGUAUUGAACAAGGAUAUACAAACAGGUAGGUAUAUAUUUGUUUUUAUCACUUUAUAUUUAAAAAUACAAUAAAGUUAACUGUUACAAUAUACCCCUAUUUUUAUUAUUUUACCUUACCUUGCUGCCAGGGCCAGAUUAAGAGCCCAGUGGGCCUGGUGUUGACAAUUAUGAUGGGCCUAUUUACAAAAUCUUAUCGACCAAAAACACAAAAACAGUCCUAUCUCCCAAGUGUCAUGUAUCUGAUGGAGCUGGUGCUGGAGGAAAACUCAUAGGAUGCAGCUAUGAGAAAACACAUACCCUAUGGUAAUCUCACUCUUUCGUCGUUCAAGUAAAUCCAUACCCACUAAUAGCAGUGUCCAGUAAAGCAGGAAGUCUAUGGACAGGGUAAAAGGGUGGGCCAUUGACGCAAAUCACAUAACCAGAACUGCCGAAAGGGGCAAACAUACCCAAAAAGGGGGCAUGUCUGUGUCCCCAUAUCUCCCAGUGUCCCCAUGUCACUAGGACACUAGGGGACAUUGAGAGACAUUGGGACACUGAGAUACUAGGGAACACUGGGAGACCUGGGGACACUAAGACACUUGGGGACACUGGGAGACAUGGGUGACUUUGAGACAUGAAGGGACAUGGGGCACUGAUACACUGUGAUACAUAGGGGACACUGGAUACUUGAUAAAGACCUGGUUACAGGUCAGAACAUUGCGGUGUCCAAUAAACCUGCUUAAAUCUAUCACAGUGAGUGCCUGAGAUUUUUGUCUUUUAUACUAGGGGACACUGAGACACUUGGGGGCACUGUGAGACAUGGGAACACUGGGAGACUAGGGGACUCUGGGAGACACUGAGACACUAAGAACACAAACACCUGGGACACUGGGAGACAUGGGGCAUCGAGAUACUAGGGACACUGGUUGGGAGACAUGAGGGCACUGGGAGUCGAAACAUUGUGGUGUCCAAUAAACCUGCUUAAAUCUAUUACAAUGAGUGCCUGAGAUUUUUUCUUUUAUACUAGGGGACAUUGAGACACUGGGAGACUAGGGGACUUUGGGAGACUAGGAAACACUGAGACACUAGGGACACUGGCACACCAGUGGCACUGGAAGACAUGGUGACACUGAGAUACUAGGGACACUGGCUGGGAGACAUGGGGACACUGGGAGUGCCCCAUGUCUCCCAGGUCUCAAAGUCGCCCACUGUCCCCAUGUCUCUGUGUCCCCUAGUGUUUGUAUCCCCAUGUCUCCCAGUGUCCCUUAGAGUAUUUGUCCCCAUGUCUCCCAGUGUCCCCAUGUCACUAGGACACACUUAGAGACAUUGGGACACUGAGACAUGGGGACACUGAAAUACAUGGGGACACAGAGACUAGGGAACUCUGGGAGACUAGGAGACUCUGCUAGACUAGGGACACAGAGACACCAGGAACACUGGCUAUGAGACAUGGGAACACUGAGAGACUAGGGGCCACUGGGAGACAUUGGGCCACUGUGUCCCUAGUGUCUCAGGGUCUCCAUGUUCCCCAGUGCCUCAGGGUCCCCAUGUCUCCCAGUGUCCCAAUGUCUCACCGUCCCCAUGUCUCACAGUUUCCCCUUGUGUCUCAGUGUCCCCAGGUCUCCAAGUGCCCCCUAGUGUCUUAGUGUCACCAAGUGUCCCUAUGUCUCCCAGUGUCCCCAAGUCUCUCACCGUCCCCAUCUCUCAGUUUCCCCUAGUGUCUGUGUCCCCAGUGCCCCCUAGUGUCUCAGUGUUCCCAAGUGUCCCUAUGUCUCCCAAUGUCCUCUAGUGUCUCAGUGCCCCCUUGUGUCUUAGUGUCCUCAUGUCUCCCAGUGUCCCCGAGUGUCUGUGUCCCCAUGUCUCCCUACAGCCUUUCCCCCAUACCUCACUUACCUGAGCUGUUGGCUGUCUCUGCAGGCUCAGAGCUGCUGUCGGGACUCUCUGUGCAGAGCUGCUCCCCCGCGGAUCAGUGAGUAGAGAGAGGCAGGGAAGGAGGUGCUGUAACUUUUUAUCCCUACCUCUCUCCACACACACAGCAGAAUAAUCUCUGUUUAUACUGAGACUGACAUUUGUAUUGGCGUUAUUACUGCACUAGUGGCACCGGCUAGGCAGCCUCAAAUACUUGAGAAAUACUUCUGAGAAAUACCUGGCAACCCUAAGAAAUACCUGGCAACCCUAAGAGUAGUGUUUAAAAAAUAUAUAUAUUUUUAAAUGUAAAUCAAUGGGCCUAUUCCAUGGGCUUGGGCUUGGGCCUGGAGCAGCAACUCCAUCAGCCCCUAUGUUAAUCCGGGCCCUGCUUGCUGCUGUUCUGCUACAUCUGUUUCCUGCACAUUCCAGGUGGGGAUUGUACCACCAAAAGCGUAUACUACUAGAGCAAGUCAUUGCUCUGGAAACUGUAAGUAGGAUACCUACUUGUUUUUAUAUCUUAUAUUACUUACAGUAUACUGUGCCAUUGGUUCUUCUUCCUUUGUUUCUUUUAUGACUGCUGAGAAUUGGAUGUCCAACACAAGGAAUACCUAUAUAUCCUAAGACGGGGAUUGUACCGUCCAAACACUAAGCAGCAGAGCUCUUAGUAGAGCUAAAAAGUGUGAGUUAGUCUUUUAUUGGGUUUUACUGAUUUGUUUUAUACACAUUUCUUCUUUGGCAUGGUUUACCAAACCUUUUUCUUCCACAUUUUUGUAUCUUAGCAAGGGUUGGGAAUACUUGCUGGUUCACUGCUGCCUUCCACUCUGUUAUUUUAGUGAGCGCCUAUUCAUUGUUGUUUUGUGAAUAUCCCAUAUUUUAUGAAAGUGGUUUGAGGUUUCAUGGACAAGAGAGGUAAGUCUAUCAAUCUCCACUGCAUUUCUGGUUUUCCUGAUAACUGUGGACAUCAUAGGAACUUGAGCUACACUUCAUAAUUCAUCAAUAGUGUGUCUUGUUAAUAGAGCUAUUUAUUCUGAGCCCUUGUGAGAACCUCCAUGGGUUUAAAGGGGAACCAACUCUAUGGAUCCAUAGUGGCGACGGCAAAAAAAGCCACCCCCCAAACGCCCUGGCAAAUACCUUGCCCGCCUCUUGUCCUGGGGGGCCCAUGAGCUGGCCAGCUGGCCACCUCAAGGCCUCCCCCCCUGCCCUGGCUGGGGGGGACUACACAAAGACUGGAGAAGAGGCUUGAGCCACUACCUGGUUAAUUCAAUUCAUCCAUUCCAUUUUCCUGAGGGUUUAGGGGACCCAAGCUCAUUUAAAAAACAUACCUAUUGCAAAGUUACCCAUUGCUUAAACCUUAGCUGCAGACUACCAAUCUCCGAGAAAAACAUAGUUAUUUUACUUUUCAAAGUCAGCCUGUAAACGUAUAAAAUAUGAAUGAAUAAUAUAUUCACGCUAUCUUUUAUAAUCUUUAUAAUCCCACCAUCAUACCUUUUUGUCUGUUUGUUUGAAGGCAGUUGUGCACCUCAUUAUUGAACACAAAGGCACCUUCUGCUUACACAAAGUGUGAAACAAUUAGAAAAACUGGAUGCACAUAAAUAAUUCAGAUUGCGUGGUUGUGUAAUUUAAAAUGGACUGGUGGAGAAUGGGCUUAAAUAUAUUUCAAUACGCUUUUACACAUUGUUCCUUCUAAUUAGGUUUAGGAUUUAAGGAAUCUUAUAGGGAUGGGAGGAGACAGUUUUAAUUGUUGGCACUCAAGUAGACUAAAAUGCUGACUCUUAUUAAUAAUAUUGAUACUACCUGGCAGAGGCAAAACUACUGUAGGUGCAAUGACACUGUGGCCCACCAGCAUUUAGGGGCCCACACUUGGUAAGAGGACUGUUUGACAGCAAGGUGGUAUAAUAAGGUUUUUUUCUAAAAAUGUCAACUAUUGAAAUCUUACCAUAUUUUGCAAAGAUAGCCAACCGUGACAUCGCCGCUGGGGGUGGCCCUGGGGUGUAGUCAUGGUGAGUUAUAUUUUCCUGAUGCUGUUCACCACUGUCCCACUAUUGUCUUUCUUCUGCUACUGGUACUUUAUCUGUCAGUACAACACUAAUGUAUAUGGAGGCUCUGUAGAUAUGAUCUUGAAACUUGACUUGAUCCACCUUUUUUUAAAGUAGGAUUUUACCAUAAGAUAAUUUUUUGUCUUUUAAAACAUUUUUUUCUAGUAUAUUAAUGAAUAAAGCCCAAUGUGUUACAUUUUUAUUUAUUUAGUAUUUUUGUUUUGUAGAAGAAAAGGCUGUAGAUCUUGAAAUGGCAUUAAAAGAAUCUGGGCCAGGAACUGGCACCUACAUUCCCUGUGACGUAACAAAAGAAGAUGAAAUUAAGGUAACAAAUUGUAAAUUGUUAUUUUGCUUGUUACUGAUUAUUGGUGAUCCCACCCAUCCUGUAGUCCCUACUAAUAAAAAUAAUAAUUGCUUCUACAAUGCGUCAAUAAAUAUUGGAGAUGAGAUAUACGCAUGCACUUCAAAAUGCAGUAUUUGAUUGAAGAGCCAGAUCUGACUCAGUUCUGGAGGUGGGGUGCCCUCUAAUGGCUGUCAGGAAGAAAGCCUCUUGAGAUGUAAAACUGCAAUGUUUUUACAUUGAAAGAUUAAAAUAAUAGGAUCACUGCUCCAAAUACCUCAUUGAGAUUAAGUGGUCUGGGUGCCUUUAGUGGUCCUUUAAUGCGAAUGACUGACAGGACUAAUUAAUACACUGGGAAUUAUAAGAAAUUUACCAUAAACUGGCACAUUUGUUAGCCAUACUAGUCAAAUAGUCUUCUUGGAGAAUAUUUACAGUUUAAUAGUUUUUUUCUAAAAAUGUGAACUUCUGUGUUAAAGGACCACUAUAGUGCCAUGAAAACAUACUAGUUUUCCUGGCACUAUAGUGCCCUGAGGGUGCCCCCACCCUCAGGGUACCACUCCUGCCAGGCUGGAUGGAGAGGAUGGGGUUAAACACUUACCUUUCUAGAGCGAUAGGCUCCCCUUUCGCCGUCAUCGGCUGAAUGCGCACGCGGCUCUUGAAAAUCACAGUGAGAAGCGCGGAAGCGCCUCUAGCAGCUGUCAAUGAGACAGCCACUAGAGGCUGGAUUAACCCUACAUAGCAGUUUCUCUGAAACUGCUAUGUUUACAGCAGGCAGGGUUAAUCCUAGAUGGACCUGGCACCCAGACCACUUCAUUAAGCUGAAGUGGUCUGGUUGCCUAUAGUAGUCCUUUAAAGCAUCAUGGAAGUUUAAGUUCUACAAGAGCUAUGAACCCCUCUUUUGGCUACCCCUUUUUCUAAGAAUAAAAUAAUAAUAAUAAAAUACUCACCUCUUCCAGAGUAAUCAGCUGCUGCUCUCAAUUUCCAAGUUCUCUGGUUUUGAAAAUUGACAUCAUGAAAUGAGCUGCAAGUUUAAGAAAAAAGCAACAAAACUAUCAGAUGCUCACAAUAAAAAAAUAGAUCCAGCUAACCUAAUAGAUGGCUUCAAAAUGAAUUUACAGUAUGCUUGGGCAUGGCAAUGGAAUUUGAUUCAUGCCAAGAAUAAAAUAGUUUUGGUUGAUUUGGGAUUUAUCCAUUUGGCAUUUCGGUUCAGACCAAUUUUGUUCAUGCAGUCAUUUUCGGGAAAAACGAUUUGGACGAACCAAUAUGACGUGAGAAUUGGCCAAUCAGUGCACUGCAAAAUAUAAAUAUUAUGUACUUAUUUUUUCCUUCUAUUGGCCACUUCUUCUCACUUGAUCUGCAAAUCAAAUGGCAAAAAAGUCUAUCAGUGUACAGCAAGCUAUAUACAUAAAAUGUAUCUGUGACUAAAAUCAACAUUUCGUGAUGAUAUUUUUCCCAUCAAUCAUCUUUUUUUUUGGUGAUUCUGAAGGAACGGUUUUGUUUGUUUCUUGAUUCAUCCAUAUAGUGUUUAAGAGAGUUUUCGGUCAAACCACCGGUCGCCUAAAAUCUGGACGAAUUGCAAUUCAUUUGAAACCAAAUCCACAAGUCUAAUUUAGAGCUCUACAGCUUAUUUGAAACAAUGGCAGGUAUAAGAGGGUCUAUGGGACCUGUGUUUGUCUACUAUUAUUUUAUUAGUUUAUUACCUUUCCUUAAUCGCUACCUCUUCUCUCCCUCUCUCAGGAUCUGUUCUUCAUGUCUUCUUAUCUGCACUAGUUUUCUUUAAAACAUAAGACACAGUAAGGAUUAUUUUUCCUAUGCUUGACCAGCAAUGCUUUUUCCAGGGGAAGAGCAAAGUCCGCUUCAUUUCCUGUGAGCGGCGGGUGGGGGCCCUAGUAAAAAUAGGGGGGGGGGACCUAUUGUCCGUCCUCCUGGCAAACACCCAUGAGCGGUGGGCGGGGGCCAUAGAGAAAAUAGUAGGGGAUGAGGAUCUAUUGUCCCCCCAUACCCCAUCCAUGAGCGGCGGGUGGGUGCCCUAGUGAAAAUAGGGGGAGGACCUAUAGUCCCCCGCUGCCCUCCCCAUGAGCAGUGGGUGGGGGCCUAGUGACAAUGGGGGAGGGGCUAUAGAGGGCUCUGAUAGGUAACUCUUGAGCCUUGCCUGAUUGGUUAUUUGCAAGGCUCAAGAAUUACCUAAUUACCUAUCAGAGCACUAUUAUUGGUUUGCUUAAACCAACCAAUCAGAGUCAAAUUGGAGGGUGUGGGAAGGCUUUAUAAGCCUUUCCCCGCCCUGCGCAGCUCAGUCUGCGUGGUGCCCUUGCUGGGUGAAGUUGGAUUAUUAUUAUUUUUUCGGCUUAGUUUUUUUUUUUUUUUUUGCACUCAGGUUUUUAUUUAUUUAUUUAUUUUACAAGUUCGACAGGAAUUAUUGAUUUUUAUUUGGCCUUUUUUUGGGCUGAAAAAAGGUUUUGGAGAAAGAAGACAUCUAAUGGUAAGUAUGAUUUAAAAAAAAAAAAUAUUUACAGGUAUUUAGCUUUUUAUUCCCCCCCUCACUAAUUUUAGGCUGAGGGGGGUAGGAAGGAAUUAAUUUUAUUUGAGGGAGGGUGACUAGGGGCUUGGGGACCACUAGUCACCUUGGGGGGUUACUUUUACAUUUAGCCCCCACCCGCCACUAUUGUCACUUUGGGCUCCCACUCACUGCUCACGGGUGGGGGCAUGGGGAGACAAUAGGUCUCCCCCUAUUGUCCCUAGGGCCCCCACUUGCUGCUCAUGGGUGGGGAAUGGGGGGGAGGCAGUAGGUGUACCCUCCAUGGUCAUUUUGGGCCUUCACCCACUGCUCAUGGAUGGGGGUGGGGGGAGGACAAAAGGUGCAUGAGUGGAGGGCCCACAUGGAGAAUUUUUAAAGGUGCCCCACUAAGGCUGCUCGCUGUUUAGUACACAUGCCCCUACUUGCGGUAUAGCGAGUAGGGCCACAAGGGAGAUUGUAAUCUCCCUUAAUUACUAAUACUAAGUAAUCUUUACUUAAUAUUAGCAAAUUUGGCUGAAAGUCCAAUUUAGGUCCCUCAGCCUUUUAGUAGAGAGCUCCCUAACACCGUGGGAAUUAGGGAGCUAUCUACUUGCGGCACGAAUAGGAUCAGAGUUUCAUUCAUUCUAAUGAAAUUCCGAUCUGAACAAAAACUCACUAAUUGCAUCCUAACAUGAAUGGACAAACUGUUCUCAUUCUGUUAGGACGAAAUGUGGUAGUUUAGCCGGCAUUCGAAUGUCGAAUUAAGCAGCAGGAGGAAGGUGAGAAUUGUGGAAAAAUUGCUGUGACUGUAGGAAAUGGAGACGAUUUUGCUCCUCCACUGGGUCAAAGCUGGUAAAGCGUAGGAAACCUCCAUAAGACAAAUAAUGUCUUAUGUUUUAAAGAAAACUAGAGCAGACAGGAAGAAAUGAAGAACAGAUCCUGAGAGAGGGAGAGAAGAUGAGGCGAUUGAAGAAAGGUACGUUCGGCAUGACAAUGCCACUUUAACAGUCAUUUAAAGCGUAUCUCCAAUGGGAAUAUCUAACUAUGAAAUAAAAAAACACUCUAAAAUUGUAACAUAUUUUUCUAAGUGCCCCUUGACAACAAUUCUUAAGGAAUAAAGUCUCUCAAGUCUUCAUGACAUUUAGGACUAUAGCAGAAGAGGUCUUGAGAAUAAUAAACUGGAAAAAGUACCUAAAAACAUUUAACUUAGCUACAAAAACCUCUUCUUUCCCUUAGGAAUUACCCUAAACCAAACCAAAAUUUCACCUCACCCCAGUGGAAACUAGAUUUCAAAACAGCAACCCCAUUAUUUAAACAUCAUUUAUGCAGCCCAUCUGAUGUCUUUUAAAAUUUCACCUCUUCUCAUGGGAGCAGUAUGUAUAUUUCUGACUUUAGAUUUAUUUAUUUUUUGCUGUGAACUCACUGUGGAUGCUUAAUAACCCAAUAAAAAGAAGAAUUUGCUUUCUUUAUAUUGCCAUUCUUAAAUACAUCUGCCAAAUUAUAUUAGGGAGUUGUCUACAUAGGAUUGGGAGGAUGCGAGGUCAGGAGCACAUGUAGAGGUAAUCUGGUCUACUUAUCUUCCUGCAAUGCACUAUCUAUAAAAGGAAUAUUGUUUAAAUUCUGCAAUACUUAGAUAUUCCGGCUUAUUCUUAUUUUCUACAGGAGUCGGUACAAUAGAUUUUCAUUUGUUUGUAAGAGCGAAAAGUACAUGGUGUAUUUACAUUAGGUGUUGAGUUUACAUAAUUGGUGUUUUUUUCCAUCUCUUUUUCCAUCAUCUUACUUUUUAAGGACUGGAAUAAUUAGAUCAUAAUUCCAAACAUUUAGUGAGUGCACAAUGUUUACUAAAAUAUUCCUUUUGCUAUUUCUGAAACGCCAUUCAUUUAAAUAUUUGAUGAAUUCCUUUCGACCAAAUUGAAAAUCUUGUGUCUUCGAUUUCUGUCAAUGUUUUCAAAACACUGUUCAAAAUAACAGACUGUUUAACAUCUUUAAAGUGCUUUCCUUCUCUUUCAUUAUUAUUUAAAAAAGUAAGUUCUUUCUAAUAAUUUAGUAGGUUUCCGGCAUUGUCUUCAAACACUAUUUAGUUUUCAUAGUGAGUAAGACAGUCUUCUCUAACUGACAAUCCAGAUAUGUUUCAUACCAUUCCACUUGGCGUUAGGAUCUGAGAUUCAAUAUGUGUUUUUUUUAUAGUUUAGAAGAUACAAAUAAACAGUAUAAUAAUUAGACAUUAAUCUCAUUUGAAACAGAGACUAAUUGAAGUAACAGUGAAGACACACGGACGAAUUGACUGUCUCAUCAAUAAUGCUGGUUGGCGUAAGUAUUGUGAAUGUCAAUAUAUGUUUUGUAGACAUUCCCUUUGAAUUGUAGUUUUUGGACUAGUUUGUUGAAGAAGACUGUUCUGCCCACAGAAGCAUGGUGAAUUUCCCCCCUGAAAUGCUUAUAUUUAAAGAAUUGGCAGAAGCCGUUUUUUGCUAUAAGAAACAUCUACUAAUAAUUUUACCACAUGACAGGAGGCUUCGUAAGACACCCACACACACUCACUGACAGACACACUCACACAUUCACUGACAGUCAGGCACACACACUUACAGAUAGACACAUUAACAGACACACACACACAUACUCACUGACAGACACUAACACACACACUUGCUGACAGACACACUAACAGAAACACACCCAUACUCACUAACAGACAUGGUGUCUCAGUGUCCCCAAAUUUUUCAGUGCCCCCAUGUCUCCCAGUGUCUCAGUGUCCCCAUGCCUCCCAGCCAGUGUGCAUGGUGUCUCAGUGUCCCCAUGUCUUCCAGUGUCCCCAAAUUUUUCAGUGUCCCCAUGUCUCCCAGUGUCCCCAUGUCUAUGUCCACAAGUGCCCCCAUGUCUCCCAGUUUCUCAGGUGUCCCCAUGCCUCCCAGCCAGUGUCCCUAGUGUCUGUGUCCUCAUGUCUCCCAGUGUCUGUGUCCCCAUGUCUCCCAGUGUCCCGAUGUCUGUAUCCACAAGUGCCCCCAUGUCUCCCAGUGUCCCCUGGUGUCUCAGUGUCCCCAUGUCCCUCAGUGUCUCCUAGUAUCCUAGUGACACUGGAAACACUGAGACAUGGGGACACAAGGAGAAAUGAGGAUACUGAGACACUGGGAAACUAGGGGACUGGGAGACAUGGGGACACUGACACUGUGAUACAUAGGGACACUGAUGCCAGGCUGGCCUUCCAAUUCUUUAAACAGACAUGCCCCCUUUAUGGGCAUGUUCGCCGCUUUUGGCAGUUCUGGUCACUUUUUUCACGUCAGUGGCCCACCCUUUUACCCCGACCAUUGACUUCCUGCUUCACCGGACACUGCUGUUAGGGGGUAUGGAUUUACUUGAAAGAUUAAAGCAUAAAUUAGAGAGAGAUUAGUAUAGAGUAUGUGUUUUCUUAUAUCUGCAUCUUUUGAGUUUCCCUCCAACACCAACUCCAUCAGAUACAUGACGCUUGGGAGGUAUGACUGUUUUAGUGUUUUUGGUCAGCAGCAUUCCUUGGGAUAGGACACUAGUUAAAUCAGUAGAGUGGGUGUGGAAAUCAUAAGAAAGAAAAAGCAGGUUAACGUGAAAAAAGAAAAUAUAUUUACCUGCAUUUUUUCAUCCUGCCAAGUGAGACAACAGUAUUAAUCAAAGCUAAAGCUUUUGAAUGAGACGGUUGUCUCAAUGUGAUGCAUGUUCCGUUAAUCAUAAGAAUAUCCGGUAACUAAAGAUGGAUAGCAAUAUACCUGUCUCACUAGGAGGGACUCCAUUAAAGUGAAACUUUUAUCAUUACAAGUAUCAGUAGUAAGUCUGUUGCACAGAUACUUACACAGGGCACAAACAAAUAAAAAGACACCAUAUGUCUUUAUAGAACAUGAAAAAUUAAAAAAAAAUUAUAAAUAUAACUCUUCAACAAUUUAGAAGAUACAUGUAUUUGAAUACAGAUGUCAUGUUUUUCCAUAAAUAUAAGUAGAAAAACUAAAAAAGGAGAAUGUAAUAAAAUACAAAUUUUAUCCUAAUUUCUAAAAUAAAAUUCGUCUGAAUACUGGCUCAACCAUUUCCACUUAAAUAUGUAUAGCCAAAUAUGGUAGAAAAAUACUUCUAACUUACACUGUGUAACACUUUAAAUAUAAAGGAUAACAAUAAAGCCAAUGUAAAAAUUCAUAUUUGAAAUAAAUAUUACUAUUACAUAUGCUCCAUUAUAAAUGGCUAUUAAUAUGUUAUUAGAAAGAAAUAUUAUAAUAUAUUAAUUUUUUCUAUUUAAAUUCAAUAUAGACAUCCAGUCCACUUCCACAGAAAUUGCAGAGGAAAACUCUGCUAUUCAUAUCAGAUGGUUUCAAAGAGACCACCUGAUCGGCGUAGCGCUGCAUUUUGCUGUGCAUGCACACUAGCCUCCCAAUGCUUUCCCAUAAGAAAGCAUGAUCUCAGUCAAAUAGGCAGAGCAGCACACCGGAGACCAGCACUGCAAGGGAGAAAAGGUAAGUAAAGUCACCUUUUUAAUAGGGAUUGACCAAUUAUCGGUCUGGCCGAUAUUCUUUAUUUUUGGCAAUAUCGGUAUCGGCCAAUAAAGUUACCAAUAUUGCCGAUCAGGACCACCAGGCCCAUGACAAGCUUGCUGGUCCUGGGUGGCCCAGCAAGCUCUUACUUUCCUUGCCAGCAGCUCCCUUCAGCUCCCCUGUCUAAAUCUCGUGAGUCCCGUGGCUGUCAGAGCGUAGCCACGGGUUACCAUGGCAAUGCUCUGCGCAGCACGCAGGUCACGAGAGUUAGACAGAGGAGCUGAAGGGAGCAGCUGAGAAGGUAAGUGAGAGCUUAGUGGGCCCCUACUGCACAGUCCAUGCCACUGGACCACCAGGGAAUGCUAUAUCCCCCCUCCCUGGCCAAGUAAAAAGCAGGGAGGGGGACAAAAAAACUAUAAAAAAAAUGUAAUUUAAAAAAAAAAAAAGUUAAUCAAAUAAAAAUGCCCCACCAUUUUACACACACUACAUACCUACACAAACACACACACACACUCUGCAUUAUAUACACACACACUACACAAACACACACUCUCCAUUCUUUAUAUACAGUACACAAACACACACACACACUCUGCAUUCAUUAUAUACACACUACACAAACACACUGCAGGGAGGGGGGACAAAAAAAACUAUAAAAAAAUGCAAUAAAAAAAAAAAAAAGUUAAUCAAAUAAAAAUGCCCCACCAUUUUACACAAACUACAUACCUACACAAACACACACACACUGCAUUAUAUACACACACUAUACAAACGCACACAAACACACUGCAUUCACUAUACACACAUUACACACACUGCAUUCACUAUAUACACAUACUACACACACUGCAUUCACUAUACACACACUAUACACACUAAACAAACACACUACAUUCACUACACACACUGCAUUCACUUUACGCACACUACACACACACUGCAUUCACUAUAAACACACUAUAGAAAUAGUUAUUUUUUUAAAUGGUAAAUGUGCAGAAUAUCGGUAAGUUACCGGCUAUCGUCCUGAAAGUUCACAGAUUAUAGCUAUUGGCUCUAAAAAAUCAAUAUCGGUCGAUCCCUACUUUUUAACCUUUGCUGCCAGGCCCAGUCACCUAAACGGUAACUAGGGCACUGCAGCGUUGGGGAUACACAUUUGUAUAACACAUAUCAACAUUAUUCCAACAUGAACCAACUUUAAGUGCCCAAACAUAAAUUAACCACGGCAGGGGUAUACCCGGAUACCCCUACCCCACCAGGUUCUGAGCCACCAACAGGACUCGAAACCUACCAACCGCCAAUGACCACGAUUUUACAUUUCCAUCAUGUUCCUCAUGGGGAGCCUAUUUCUUCUCCUUCACCUUCCUAUCCCGCCACAAGCUCAGACCUUGACCCCUUAAGCCGUCUGAGCUCCGCCACCCUGAAGAAAAAGUACUUUCUGCAUCCCUUCCUGCCAACCCAAGUUCAGUAGGUCCCAUCCCACUGCAGAGAGAUGAACACCAUCCGGGUGGUAGUACCCCUGCAGCCCACCUUCCAACUCACCGUGCCGCACUACCACACCCCCCAAUUUCCUAACGAAGCUUGCCAUCAAGCUGUUCACUUUCUUCCUGCACUUGUCCAUGGCCCCCGGGUCCUGUGCGUGGCGCCAUCGCUGCCUCGGGACCAUCUCUGACCAUACCAGCAUCACUCCAGGAAGCAGGUCCCUCAGUUUGUUGAGGUCCUGCUUCAUCCACUUCACCAACCGACGCUGCGGCGUCAAGCCUAGGUCGUUGCCCCCGGCAUGGAGGAACAGCAGAUCCGGCCUCUGCCUGCCAACCACCAUCCGGAACACCGCCCCACAAACAUCUCCUCAGCAACCUCCCCUGUACCCAAACCAUCGCACUGCCAGGUGGUCCCUUGGAAAGCCCAGCUUCUGGCCUUGAGCUCAAGCUGCAGCCCUCCUUUCGGCCUCGACGACAAAGGAAUGGCCCACGAUCUAUGCGACACGGCCUGGGGAAGAAAUAAAUAAACUGUAAGACACCCCCAUCCCUGUCUGGAUCCCCAACGGCCCAUCUAAUUAAUCCAAUAAGCCCAAACGAACAUAGGAAUGGAAGCUCACAGACUCCCAUCUCCCAAUCCGUUUCACUAAAUCAUCCCCCAAACCCAGGUGUGUGGCCUCCGUGGCCGCCCCGAUACAGAAGGAAUGCAUCCCAAACCUAUCCGCAUUUAAAACCAGUUUCCCCAGGUCCGACCGAAAGACUUUGGUUAAUUGGAACCGGGACAGGGAGGUCCCGUCCGCCUGUACCAAGAACGAUCCCCCACCCACCAGCCUCUUGGCCACGUACUCCGCCACUGCGGCCACUGGGCACAGCGCGGAGCCCGGCAGGGCCCCCAGUGUCACGUCACAGCCCACCCCUUUGACAUCCGUCUUGGACUUGACCAGGUGUACCACCAACCUUCCUUCCAGAACCCGAACUCCCGAAACCUGCAGACCCCCUGAAGCCGCCCGAGUGGCACUUACCAAUUCCCCAAUCCGGAAGGCCCCGAAAAAGGCCAGGAGGAAAGCAGCCCGGAACAGCGACACCUCAAACCUGUUGAAACAAAUCUCCGGCAAGAUCCGUAUUAGGUCCCCCAGCACCUGUACCGACACCGGGCGCCUAGUAUCGGGAGAUCUGUGGCCCCUCCGGUACCUUUUGAGCACCUGCCUAAUGACGAAGGUCUUAGUCAGAUCCUCCUUCCUGUGUAGCUUAAACCAGAAUGCCAUUGCCGCCAUGGACCUGUCAACCACCGCGGGGGACGCCUCCCCCGCCAGUAGUCGAAAGGCGAACCACAGAAAGGCGUCAAGGAGCGAUUUCCCCACUAACACUCGAUCUAGCCCUUUUAACAAAUGUUCCCAAGAACGCCAGACCUUAUUGUAGGCGGCCCAAGUGGCCGGCGACAGCGAAGCCUUCACCAAUCCCCCAAGCAAGACGCUCCUAGUUGCCAUAUCUCGUCCGGGUGCUUCUGGCCCGUUUCCAGUUCCUCCGGGGCCGCCGUCCGGAAUCGGGACCACUGAAAGCGAGAUAAAGCGUCAGCCACCGCAUUCAAGUACCCGGGCACAUAGCGCGCGCGAAAGACUACGUUAAGUGACAUACACAUUAAAACAAGGCGCAGCAGCAGCUUAACCACUGGUUUCGAUGCCGCGGACUGGUUAUUGACUGCGUGCACCACGGACACAUUGUCUGAGAAAAAGGCCACCUUCCAAUCCCUCAGCCCUUCUCCCCACAGUGCCAUCGCUGCGGCUAAAUACCCUACCCAUUGGGAUCACCCGGUACGCAAAGUUGAGCAUUCCAACCAGCGAUUGCAAUUGACGCAGGGUGACCUUGCGCGCUCGCGCCACUGCUGCCACCACACCCCGCAGCCUCCAGUUUCGCUACCGGCAGCCGAAACUCCCCGAGCAUAGAAUCUAUCUCCAGCCAUCAGGCCAUCUGUUUUAUCCGCUGCCAGCAGCACCCCGAAGUGGCCCGCCACCCAUUCGACGGUUCUCAGCACGUGCAGGCACGCAGGGGAUUCCGCCGGCCCCAUGCAGAGAAAGUCAUCCAGGUAGUGCACCACCACUCCGCUUGCCGACUCAACCCGCACCACCCAUUCGAGAAAGGAACUGAAUUUCUCAAAGUAAGCGCAAGAGAUGGAACGUCCCAUCGGGAGGCAUAAGUCCACAAAAUAUCCCCCCUCGAAGAAUCACCCCAACAGGUGAUGACAAGCCGGGUGGACCGGAAGCAGCCGAAACGUGGCCUCAAUAUCCACCUUAGCCAUCAGCUCGACCGCCUGGUCGAAUGAUGCAUAAGAGACUGAGCACAGAGCCCUGACGAUAUCGUCGUUCACUGACGCUACAUUUGGAUAGGAGAGGUGGUGAAUGAGCCUGAACUUCCCCGGGUCCUUCUUGGGAACGGGCCCGCCAUCCUACCCAGCAGCACCUCUUUACUCAGUUUAUCCCACACUACUCCCGGGAACUCCGCCACCGAUCUUAGGUUGCGCAGUCCCACCACCCCCAACUCUUUCCAGGAAGGGAAUAAAGAACCCUUGCCCAAAGCCCGCCUUGAGCACAGCGUUAUCCGUCCUAUUACCGUAGCGGCUUAGCCGCGGCUCCAUCGUGUCUAGCCUCACCGGGGUUAAGCCCCGGGGCAGGGGAAGCCUCCCCUCCCCCGGCCAUGGUAGAGACUCCGGCAUUCCCCGACUUUCCUCUUUUAAAACAUCGGUUGAGCCCAUGGGUGCCGCCACAGCCUGAGCACUCAUGUUUAAAGCGACAGGUGGCUCCCCAUUUGCACUGGCCCUCGCUGAAGAGCCAGCAUAAGCCCUUUUGAAUGGUGGCCAACGAGGCGGACUGCCCCUUUGCGCCGGCCAUGUGCUGAAAGGACUGUGCUUUCUACGCCAUCAUUAGUUUCAGCCAAAACUAAUGAGCCGAAACUGCUCAUCGUACCGCCACCAUGCCAAUCCACCAUAGGUGCGGUACGCUUCCCAAAUUCCAUCCAAGUAGCAGAACAGGGAGGAGCAUAAACCGGGAGAUUUCUCGCCCAAUACACUGGCCAGCACGCAAAACGCCCGUAACCAAUUCCCGAAAGAUUUUGGUAUCUUCCGAUACCGCUUCCAUUUCUCUUCCUCCUCCUUCUUAUCUUUCUUAUGAGAGAUGAAACCCAUGACCCCAGCCCCCUGUGCCCACACCCUUCCUACACUGCCCCCUGCGCCACCCCCCGCUCCCAGUGAGUUGAGUAGUGUCUGUAGCGUGUGAACUAGUGUGCUGGAUUGCAAUGAUUCACAGGACUCAUCGGCCAAGCCCCCCAUCCCAGGAGCGCCCGGGGCUGCAGUGCCAACCGCCACUUUUCCAGGAUGAGCGACAUCCGUCAAUGCUCCGCCGACCGGGGAGCCAACCCGGUGCCUUGCCAACACAGAGGAGGAGCGGCUCCGAGAUCUGCAACGAGGAGAAGAAGUCCUGGGUAGGGUGAACCGUUCCCUUGCUACCCUCCCGUCCCAACCCAGGGAGCGCCUGCUAGCCACCAAAGCCUCCUGCCGCAUGGCCCCUUUGCUGCGUGCCUUAGAGGCCCGGGCAGCCCCCCCCCGGGACUACGACUCCUACCAUCCCUACCCGAGGACCACCCCCAUCUACCAUGCCUGGGGGACCUAACCCUUUCCCCUGCAGAGCUAUCUGAAGUGGACCAGUCGUGCCGUGCCCCACCCCUUGCCCCACCAGCCCUCUUGGCCCUAAUGGGUGAAAUGCUAACACUGCUAGACCCGGAGUCCCCCCUUGGACUACGCCCCCCACUGCUGCCUACAUUCCUGGGAUGAACCCCACCCCCUGCACGAGGGUGCCCUCCGGCUAUCAUAACCUCGCUGUGCCAGCACCUCCUGCCCAGCCACUGCCCCCCCAGCCGUCCUCUUCUCCCUAAGUGACCCUGACUGUCCCUGGCAUGCAGGCCCAAUCCUAGCCCCCCCCCCGGAGACCCCUCUCGAAUCCCAACCCCAUUGCUCCACAGACGCUGGCCCACCGCCACCGGUCCCUGAGCUCACUUGUGCCUCCCCCAGUUCUCCCCACCCCUCCCCCUGUGACCCAGUGGGUGCCAGCCUGCUCUCCCGCACCUCCCCCGCCUAUGACUCCCCAUCUGGGCUCCCCCUUUGCCCGCUCGCCAAGGGGGCCCCUGUACUCACCUGCCAUUCCGGGGGCCUGCUGUGUUUCCUCCCUAUUCCGGCCCCGUCAUCAGUGGCCUCCGAUGGAGGGGGUGCCCUCCCGGGCCGCGACCCUGCGCCUCCGGUCACUCCAGGGGGCGGCCCGACAUCCACCGCAGUCCCCGCUCCCGGCGCGGCCCUUCCCGACCUGGGAGCCGCACCGUCUCCAGUCCGGGCAGCCGCCCAUCGCGUGGUGCAUACCCGAGGUCACGGCAGCACGUUGGGAGGCUGGGCCUCGACCAUGCGGCCGCCGGACCAGGAGUGCACACAAACUCAGCCAGGUAGGAAAUUAAAAGUGAUUGCUCUAAAAUGGCUGCCUAUUUAAAUAGCCAGCCCACUUACCCAUAACUUCAAUCCCUGCUUCCUUCUUCCUAUGCCAGCCUCCUAACCCCUGUCAAGGCCCUUUUCCGCUAAGCUGCGCUUUUGCUACAUGGGGCUACAUGAGGGCACCAGACACCAGUGAUAAACAUAACGGAUAUAUAAUUACCAAUCUUUUAAUUAGAAUUAUCCUGCAUAGAACUCAUAAGAGGAAUAUGGGAGAGAAUAAGAUCAUAGAGUAGUACAUUUAUUGCACAUAAAAACCACACUCACAAGAGAACUGCCUCAGAUCAAGUAGAGAUAUGCAAAAUUUGCUUUGGCUUACACUUGGGCUAGAGACAGUGCCACUGCCACACAGCUAUCAACAAAGUCCAGCCAAGUCUCUUAUUUUUACACUUUUUGGUUUUACAUUUUAGUAGGAGGUCAUUUGGGAAUGGGCUUUAGAGUGCAUUCACCAGGUUCUCAAACUGUCCAUAUCAUUAUAUCAAAAUGUCUUCUUACUUGAUAAUUAUCUUAUUUUUUAGUAAUGUCAAGUAUAUGUUCUCUAAUUCUCUCUUUUAAUUCUUAGUCUUACCAGCAUACUUAGUCAUACACUUGAGGCACUUAAUGAGGUAUUUGGCAUUGUUAGUUUUACAAUUAAUGUAGUAAUGAAUAUAAUAAUUUUUCAUCUUUGUUGUAGAUUGAAAGGUAGGUCCUUUGAUUGCAUAGGGACAGCAUUUACAGCAACCUCCAUAUUUGUACAAAUCCAUUGAUUUUUAGCUGCACAUUCUUAAAGGGAAAGAUCCCAACGUAUGAGCUAAGUGUGCAUUGCAUAAUUGUAUGAUUUUAGCUAUAUUUUUAAAGGAGCACUGUAGUGUACAAAUGUGCAUUCCUAAUGCCAUCGUUUUAAUCAACCUAUUCUGGUUUCCUACACAGUGUGAAGGUUUGAAAGGUGACAUGUACUCACCUUACAGCCCUCGCUGCACCAUUCUACAUGAUGCUGCUCCACCUCUUUCACUGAGAUCAUCGGUAUUGAUGAUCUCGGCCAAUCCUAUGUUUUUUAUAGGGAAACAUUGGGAGGCUAGUGCACAUGUGCGGCAAAAUGCCACGCUCUAUUAGACCAUCUGAUUGGAUAGUCGAGUUUAUUGGGGUGGCAGCAUCUCUAGUGUCUGUCAGGAAGACAGCCACUAGAGACAUGUUAACUUUGCAAACGGCAGUGUUUUCAGUUGCAGUGUUAAAAGAAGUGGUCUGAGUGCCUAUAGAGUCACUUUAAUUUCUAAACUGUACUGAGAACAAAAUAUAUGAUCCUGAUCUUUCCAAAUUGGAGAUUUUCCAAGAAAAUUUAUUUCGUUAUUUCCAUUACUGGACUAAUCAUUUUGAUUUCCUAUAAUUUUCACUAAUAAUAUUAAGUUGUCCUUUAGUAGAUUCUUACUGUUAAAUGGAUAGAUAUCCCCCCCCUUUUUUUUCUCCCCCACCUCCCAGUUUUCCCCCUUCCUUUCCCUUCCCUAAUAUAUUGUUCUUUAUUAUUUGUAAAUUCUGAAAAAAAUUUCAAUAAAAAUUAUUUGAAAAGAAGUAGAUUCUAUGUGUAACAAUAUAAUCUGAAUUUCAACAUCUAUUCAAACAAAAAAUUAUAGUCGUUGUCAUUAAACAAAUUGACAAAUACUUUAUGACCUUCUUUAACUCAACAUUCCCAACCCAAUGAUCAACUCACUAAAUUUUAAUCGCUCAGUCCUAUAUCCAUAUCACUAUAAACAAUUUCAAGAAAUGGGUCAUAAUAAGGUGAAACACAAUCCUAUAACUGAAUUCCAAGUUUUGUAAGCACUAUAGGUAUUACACUACGACAGUUUACAGUUACUAACAAUUUUUAGAUAUUCAGAUCCGGUCCGGUGUAUGUAGCAUUGCCGACUGGUCUGACAGAAAUUGCUCACUGAGAAAGUGGGCUGUGCGGGAAGGGAAUGGGAUACAUAGAGCUGUUGGGGUGAGGGAAUGGGACACAUGGAGGAGCUGGGGGGAGGAUGGAAUGGAACAAAUGGAGGGAAUCGGAUACAUGAAGGGGCUGUGCGGGAAGAGAAUGGGAUACAUAGAGGUGUUGGGGUGAGGUAAUGGGACACAUGAAGGGGCUGGGGGAGGUUGGAAUGGGACACCUGGAGAAGCUGGAGGGAGGAUGGAAUGGAACACAUAGAUGGAACUGGACACAUGAAGGGGCUGUGCAGGAAGAGAAUGGGAUACAUAAAGGUGUUGGGGUGAGGUAAUGGGACACAUUGAGGGGCUGAGGGUGAGGGAAUGGGACAAAUGGAGGGAAUGAAGGUGAGGGAAUAUGGCACAUGGAGGAGCUGGGGGAGGGAAUGAGACAUAUGGGGGGUCGGGGGCGAGGGAAUUAAACACAUAUAUGGGCUCUGGGAGUAAAAAUUAGAUACAUGGAGGGUCUUAUAGGGGAGGAAAUGAGACACAUGGAGGGGCUUUGGUGGAAGGAAAUGAGAAGCAUGGAGGGGCUUUGGGGGAAGGAAAUAAGACACAUGGAGUGCAUUUGGGAGGAGGAAAUGAAAUACAUGGAGGGGCUGGGGGGAGAGAAUGAGACAUAUGGGGGCUGGGGGCGAGGAAAUGAAACAUACGAAUGGGCUGGGAGGGGCAUAUGAGACACAUGGGGAAGGAGCACCAGGGCCUAAUAGUUUCUAGUUAUGCCUCUGGCUAAAGGAAAAUGAAAAAAAUUCUAUAAAACUAAAGAUAUAUAUAAUAAUAAACAAAAAUAAUUAUCCAGUCCAAGCAAGCAAAAUAAAUAGCAUGAUUCUAAAAUACUUGCAUGAUGUGUUAAAAUUGAAGUAAUUAAUAUACAUUUGUAUUUAUGUAGUUUAUUCAUUUUAAUUCUAGAUCCUCCAGAUCAGACAAUAGAUGACACGAGUGCACAGGAGUUCCAUGACCUGUUGAACUUAAAUUUAAUAGGAUACUUUCUCACAGCAAAGGUAUGUGUGAAAAGGCAUUCUGGGGCAACAGUCUAAGGAAACAGAAAGAACAUUUCAUUAGUGGUUGUUCCACUUUUAGAAACAGUUGAUCUUAAAGGGGCAUUCUAAGAACCAUAAGUGGUACAGUUCAUUCAAGUGAUUAUGGUUUGAGAAGUCUUUGAAUGCCAUUUCAACAGUUAGUAAAGGGGAACAGCUUUGGAAUAUAUACCAUUGAAUAAAACAUUAAAAAUAACUAUUUUAUGAGUUCAGAUUUUUUUUUAAUUUAUAUUAAAUGUUUAGCAUGUGACACAGGGCCAGAUUUCCCAAUAAGCAGUGAAUCUGUGAAUGGCCCCACCACCUCAGUCUGGACACAGCAAUCUCCUGGUGGGAGAGGGGAGAGGACUGGUUUGGAGAAGGGAGAGGAGUUGUGCAUGAAUGUACGCACACACAGCUAUACAUGCUGCUACCCAGAUUGUACACACACACACUAUGACACAUAUUACUUGCAACACUGUUAUGUACACUGCUACUCAAAUUGCUGCCCACACUAUUACUCACUCACUACUGCACAUACAGUACUGAUAUUACCAGCGCGAUUACACACACUGCUAAACAAACUACCCACACUGUAAUACACACACACUCACUGUAUAUGUGUGUGUAAAUACAACAUUUUUGUGCCAUAUUUAAAUGGUCAAGUUUUUAUUAGUUUAGAAGUGGGAUUGGGAGGCGCACUGAGAAUUCUGUGCCUAUAGGCCCUUGUGAUGUAAAUUCAGCCCUGAAAUAACAUCACAAUGCAGUUCAGACAAGGCAAAUGAGCAGGAGAUAGAGAAACAAUGUUUAAUGUUCCCCAAUUCCACCCAAUUGCAGCAUAGGUAUGGAUUUCUAGAUUAAAUGUCACAAUCUUUUACAUGUCACAAAUACAUAUUUGUUAAUUAUAGGGACAAAUAAACAUAAUGUUAGAAAUCCUGAGAUGUGACUGUCCCCUUUAACAUAUUAGAAAAUGAUGAUUAAAUUACAAUAAAGCAAACACCAAGAAUGUUUGCAUAGCUUGGUUAGAUGAAAAAAAAUUGUUAUCCUGUUAAUCAUUUGUAUUUAAUUGACUUAAUUAAGUAAAUUGCAUGUGGCAAAUCUGCUUUCAGUUCACAAGUCAGAUGCCUUACUUGCUUUAAUUGCUUCUCUUUUGUGAGCUGCUGUUUAUUUUGAUAUCUUGCAGUAUGCUUUACCCCAUCUAAGAAAGACACAGGGAAACAUUAUCAACAUUUCAAGCCUCGUUGGAAUCAUUGGUCAAAAAUAUGCAAUACCCUAUGUGGCCACGAAGGUAUAUUUUUAUGUUUUGGGAUGGAUUUAUGUAGAUAUUCAGAUGUUGGCUGAAUUUUUACUUCUCAUUUAUCAAUGAUAUAUUCUCCUCUUAUAGGUUCUCGUUAAUCUUCAUAAUCUGCAUUUACAUUUUUUUCCUGCAUUUCAGAUUGCCAACCCUAUUCAUAUAUCUUUUUCUCCAUUAUUAAUUAUCAAAGUUACACUCACUUCUCCCUCUGUGUUUCACACUAGUUUAUUCUUUAUCCCCACCACACUAGAAGUCUCUCUCUAACUUCAAUCUCAGUAAUCACUUAUUCAGAACAAUGGAAAAGGGCUCUGAAAUCAGGACUGCAAUGCUGGAUACGGUUAAAUUGGGAGGUGUACACUGAUAUCAGUGCUAGAUUCAACAAGUUACAUAGUGGUAAUGUCACUUUGUUACUUAGAAUCUGUCAAAAUAGUGUAUCCAGUGAACCCAGAACUCCAAGAACCUCAUCAUUUUAGCCAUCAUUACACUAUCAGUGAGAAUCAAUGAUCAGGAUCAUGGUAUUAACAAUCUAAGCACCAUACAUGGUAUGAACAAUCUAAGCACAGAUACAUGGUAUAAACAAUCUAAGCACCAUACAUGGUAUGAACAAUCUAAGCACAAAUACAUGGUAUCAACAAUCUAAGCACCAUACAUGUAUCAACAAUCUAAGCACAUAUACAUGGUAUCAACAAUCUAAGCACAGAUACAUGGUAUCAACAAUCUAAGCACAUAUACAUGGUAUCAACAAUCUAAGCACAGAUACAUGGUAUGAACAAUCUAAGCACCAUAAUUUGAACAGUUUAACUUCUUACUUGGGGUCCACAGGGCACUGAUCUCCUUACACUAUUAAAGACAGAGAGCCAGAAAUUCCUAAGCAGAAACUUCGGUUAGUUUUCCUGAGGUUUUAGAAGUUCAUACUUGGGAACUUCUGACACUCCGAUCUUAGUAAUCAAGAUAGAGAACAGUGCCUGGAUAUUUAAAAUCAUUUCACCACUUAUAAUGGGAGGCACCAGUGUACUCCUGGCACUACUAUAAGUUCCUUCUUUAAUUGGUGAUUACAGUUGGAUUUAUUAUUCUAAUUUCCCUUUGAUUUGGCUUUCCUAAAAAUCUGGUUGACAAAUGUGAAUUAGUCCAAAAUUUCACAAUCGUAGACAAAUUUCCUCUAUUAGCAAGUAAUCCAUAAUGGUAGAAAGGACACAUUUCAAACGGAAUACUGAAUAAUCGAUUGGUACUUUGCGGGAUGUAUUUGUAUUAGGGUGCCAUCACUGCGAUGACAAAGGCCAUGGCUGUGGAUGAAAGUCAAUAUAAUGUGAGGGUUAACAGGUAAGUUAUUUAUUCAUUUUAAAAUCUUAGAAAACCAAUUAAAUGUACAAUUCCCAGGGGGAUCAGAUAAACGGUUUGAGUAUGAUUAAGUUUUCUAAUACUAACAAUUAUAUUCCAAGAUAUUUUUGAAAAUCUGUGAGAGCAAAAUGUACCCUUCUUUUUCCAGCUCAGCCAUUUUAUCUUAAGUUUUGUGAUUCCUUAAAAUGCUUUUUCCAGUUCAGCCAAUUAAAUACUAAAUUUUGUAAUUCAUCACAAUUUUGAAGUGUAUGAUUAACAUCACAGGCUACCCCAUCCACCCAAAAAAAAUAAAAAUAAAGAAAUUUUAUUUAUUUUAAUUUAUAAGGCAAGAUACUGUUUAACUACCAUUUGUAUACUAUGUUGUAAACAUAAUGAAGACACUUUUAUGUUCCAGUAUCUCUCCUGGUAACAUAUGGACCCCGCUGUGGGAAGAACUCUCAAGCCAUUCAGCUAAUCCAGAAGACAUGGUCCUUGGAGGCAAAGAUGCUCAGGUUAGGAAAGAUCUCAAACAAAGGGUUGAGUUAUGCCAGAUGCUUAUUCCCCUGGCUGUUCGGUUCUACUUAUUUUGUAAAGUGCUACAGAAUCUGUUGGCGCUAUAUAAAUGGCGAUAAUAAUAAUAAUAAUACUUCAAAUAUUGAAUAAGGGUAGGCUCUGCCAAAGUAACAUUAACAUGAGAAAAUCUGAAUAGCCAAAUACUUCAGACAUUUUAAAAUUUUAAACACUCAAAAAACUGCAACCUUUCAACUCAUUUAUGGGUGUUUAACAAGGCUCUUGAGUGGGUUAAAAAGUUGCUUUUUGUUUGGUGGAAUAAUGGUCCAUAUAAAAUUAAUAUAAAAUCCUACAGAAUGUUUGGGGUGUUCUGUUAUAUGGAAAGAAAUAAGAAUAUACUUCUGUGUGAAAUAACCGCUAACUCCAGCAUAAUAAUCCACACAUGUGAUCACCAUCUUAACUUAAAGUAAGAUUCUGUAUUCCUUUACUUUUUUAAAGGAUAGGUGGCAAAAGAGUACUUAACUAGCUCAGGAUCUGUUCCAAAUCCUACUGGUUUUCUGAUGCAUAGUUUGGUUCCCUGCCAUUCUGGCUGCCUAGAGACUCUGCAUACAAAAUAUAGGGUGAAUCCAACUAGGGGAAAUAUGAAUAAAACAUAGCGCAACUCUGUAGAACCCAAAUAGAGUAAUUAUUUGUGCCAAUGGUCACUCACACUUUUUAUUGAAAAAAAGGUCAUUCAGCAAUCUUUGGAGAUCUAAAGUUGUGUCUCUCUCUUGAUUGUUGAUAUUGCAGGUCUCAGUAGCAUGUAAAAUAGAGUGCAUCCAAAAUAAAGUAACUGAAUAUUAAAGAAGAGUAUAAAAAUAUUUAUUACUUACACAGAAGUAAAAAACAGCCAGCAUCAAAUACAGGCAAAAUCAAUCCAACGCGUUUCAUCCCACUCAGGAACUGCUUCUUAUUCAAAAGACAGCUCUGCCGGGUUCCUCUCGCGAGAGUGAACUCUAGCCCCACAGGCUAAAGUUCACUUUCCACUAGAAACCACCAGGGAUGGCAGCACGGUCCCCCCCUCCCAGGCAAAAGGUAAGAAGGGAGGGGGGAUAUAAUGCUUCACACACACACAUCAGCCCUCUCACACACGCAUUACCCACACACACACACACACACACACACACACACACACACACAUUACCCUCACACAAACACACACAGCUCCCUCUCACACACACACACAUUACCCUCACAUUCACAGCACCCUCUCACACACACUUCACCCCUCACACUCACAGCACCCUCACACACACACAACGCCCUCACAUACACAGCACCCUCACAUUUCACUCCUCACACUCACAGCAUCCAUCACACACACACACUGCACCCCUCACACAGACCCCCCGCAACACACAAUACUUCCAAACACACACACACACACACACAUAUAUAUAUUGUUGAUAUUGCAGGUCUCAGUAGCAUGUAAAAUAGAGUGCAUAAUGUACAUACAUACAUACACACACACUACAGCACCCCUCACACACAUACUGCAUCCCCUAUACACACACUCUCUACAGCCCCUAGCCACACAUGCAUUACAUUACACCACAAACAGAACACAACUAAAAAACCUACACUAAUGCACAAUACCACACCACAAACAGCUCACUCUACACACACUAAAUCCCACAAGCAGGCUCCAAACACAUACACAGGCCCCAAAUUCUUGCAGGUGGUAUAGCUGCCUAUUAGUCUUGGCAAAAUGCCUCCAGGUCAUGCAAGGUCUUUGGUCGUCUUGCAUGAACUGCACGUUUGAGAUCUCACCUGUGGCUCGAUGAUAUUAAGGUCAGGAAAGUGUCUUCACCUUUUUCUGCUGUACCACUGGGUGGUCAACUUGGCCUUGUGUUUAGGGUCAUUGUCAUGCUGGAAAGUUCAAAAGCUUCUCACCCACGUGCAGCUUUUGUGUAGAAGAAUGCAAAUUGUCUGCCAGUAUCUUCUAAUAACAUACUGCAUUCAUCUUGCCAUCAAUUUUCACAAGAUUCUCCUUGCCUUUAGAGCUCACCCUCCCCUCACUCAAAACAUCAGUUUCACAGUGGGGAUGGUAUUCUUUUCACUAUAGGCCUUGUUAACCCCUCUCCAAACAUAGCGCUUAUGGUUGUGACCAUAAAGUUCUAUCUUGGUAUCGUCACUCCAAAUUACAGUGUGCCAGUGUCACAUCCUGUUCUGUUCUGCGGAGAUAUCUGGCCUUGGCUUCUGGUAUCCAGUACUCUUUUUACAAUUCUUGUUUAGUUUUUCUGGUUUUCUAUUCUAUGUAUGGUUUUCUUUAUGCUGGGUUUUCUGGGUUCAUUCCUUUAUUCCGUUCCUGGAAUUCCCAGUCUCCUGGAUUCCUUUAAAUGUUUGUUUUAUGUUGCCACACCCAUUCAUUUGCCAUUAAUCCUUUUGUUUCAGUCGGUUCCUGCAGGCAGUGGUUUCAUUUCCUCUGCACAUUUCCUUGCAGGUAAGUACUGUGUUUACUGUUGUUCAUUUAGUCAUGCAUAUCUAUGCAGUUAGGACCCACCGUAAUUGAAGUACUAUGGCGCAGUGGUGGGCUGCAUACAUCUUGGCCAUUUAUGUAUGUCUAAAUCUCCAAUGUUUUACAUAUAUAGUACUUAGUUAUUUCUCCUCUUGUUUUGCCUUGUAUCUCUUAUCUUGUUUUAUUUUCUCUUGUAUUCCCAGUUCAUGCACAGUCCUGUCCUUCCCUGUUCAUGUUUCCCUCAUGUCUUGUGUACAUUUUCUGGGUUCUUCUAGUUCUGUCUUCUCUUGUUUGGUGCCUAUUCUAGUCUUGCCUUGUUUCUAGUACUGGAUACAUAUCUGCUGCAGAGUCUCCCUAUCCAGUUCCUGGGAGGUCUCCAUAUCAAGCUCCCAGUUCUUGGGCUCCGCAAAAGCUGCAUCAGGUUCCUGGUAUGUGGCCGCACAAACGCUGGUGCUCAACACCAGGGGGCGUGUGGUUACCCUGCACCAGGCCCUGAUAGUCUAUUUUCACGCUGAGACUCCCAUCAUCAUCAGGCACUCAGGCACUCAGGGGUCCCUGUCUCCGUACCGCCACCCGUGACAGCCAGAAGCUGUGAGACGUGUCAAGGUAUUGUCGGGCAUAUUGUAACCAGGUUUUUUUGUGACUUUGGCGCAGUAAGGUUUCUUUCUGACAACUCGACCAUGCAGCUCAUUUUUGUUCAAGUAUCGUCGUAUUGUGCUCCUUAAAACAACCACACUAUCUUUUUCCAGACAAGCCUGUAUUUCUCCUGAGGUUACUUCUGGGUUUUUCUUUGUAUCCUGAACAAUUCUUCUGGCAGUUGUUGCUGAAAUCUUUCUUGGUCUAUCUGACCUUGGUUCGGUAUCAAGAGAUCCCUGAAUUAUCCACUCCUUAAUAAGUGAUUUAACAGUACUGACUGGCAGUUUUAAGGCUUUUGAUAUCUUUUUACAUCUUCCAUCUUUAUAAAGUUCCAUUACCUUGUUUCACAGGUCUUUUGACAGUUCUUUUCUGCUUCCCAUGGCUCAGUAUCUAACCUGCUCAGUGCAUCCACGUGAGAGCUAACAAAUUUACACAAUUUCUGCCAGAGUAUGCAAACUUUUGAGUACUGUAUGUUAAAUACAUAUUUAUUUUAUUGUACUAACAUCAAAUCACAAUGUUUUAUAUAUAUAUAUAUUCUUAUUAUUUAUUUAUUACUACUAUCCUUGUGGGAUAUAAAAUAGAAUAACGCAGAGGUAGAGUAGUAAAAAAAUAUUGGAAACCUUUUGGCACAUUGGGGUCAUUGCUUUUUUGUAUUUAUCAGUAAAAUCUGUUUGUUUUAUUCAUUUCUUGCCACAACUUAUUUUCAAUUAGGUUUUGCAGCAUAAAAAAUGUCAAGAUAUGAUCAUUGUGAUGACAGACAGUCUAAAGAUUAUUGUCUUGUUGGCAAUUGAUUGUGAUAAGCAUUAAGACAAGCCAUCUGUUUUCUUACUAUUCUUAGUUUAGCAUUUUCUUCAAUAUAACAAAUAGUGACAUUUGAUCCCCUCAUUCACCUGCGAGAAUACCCACAAUAUUAAUAAUUAUCCACUACCUGGAGAAAAGUGAACUUUAAUAAAUAGUUAUAUUAACUUGCUGUAUAUUUGGUUUAUUUAAAAAAAGAGCAUUGAUAGAUUUAUAGAAUAAAAAUGAGUUUUUAAUCAACUUUGUUAAUUUAAUCAAAAAUUUUUAUUUCCUUUUAUAGAUUCUGUGAAUUAAUUGUUUCUACUAAGAAGUAUUGAUUUGUGUUUGUUAAUUUGUUUAAUCAGCUCCUGGGACGCAUGGGCACAGCUGACGAGUGUGCCAAGGCCGCAUUGUAUCUAGCAGCCGAUGGCACAUUCUGCACUGGAAUCGAUCUGCUUCUAACAGGAGGAGCUGAGCUUAACUAUGGCAAUAAAAACCAACAGAAGAUCAUUCAUCACUAGUAUUUUAUUGGCUAUGAUUGAUGUAUUUUUAUGAAAAUGGACAAUAUUUUUGAGAUGUGAAAUAGGUUUCAAAGCCUUUCCGCAGACUAGAAGUAAGUCACAUUUAUUAUGUGUACAAGGUCCGUUGCUUUAGAAUUUUAGGAAAACAAAAAGCAAUAAUUUUAAAUCUUAUUUUAUAUUAGGUUUCUCUUAAAUGUAAUCAAGAUCCUAAAAGAUUUCCACUGGCCUUUAGGCUAACAAAACCUACUAGUUUACUGUUUAUUUGUGAUAUCACUAAUGUUUCCUGUUGCAAAAGAGUUUUUUUCUAAUUUUAUACCAAAUUAGUCUCAAGGUAGAAUGUUACAAUCACUGAUAGUCUUCAUAAGGAAUAAUUUUGAAAUAUUAGUUGUAGCUACACAUUUAUACAAAUACUGUUUUUAUUUGUUCCUAAAAUACAUAUUUGUAAAGCUUGUAUUUCCUUUAAAACUUCAGAGUAAAAUGUAUAUGCAUAUGUGAAUCUCAAUAUUAGCAUAUUUUGUUAUAUCGGUUAUCAUUACAUAUACAUUCAGAGCUCCAUUAUAUAAGGAAUAAAAUCACUCUGAGUGCAAAUUCUCCCUUCAUUAUACCACUAUACCUUGAUGAUCUUAUUAAUUGUGAAGCAGGUUCUGUGCGUGAUUGCAUGAAACUGAGUAAGUGGGGGAAAACAAAAGAAGAGUAGGUGGUAUAGAGAAAAGUAGUGUUGUUGGGGGGGGAGAGUAAGGAUACAACAAACACAGGAAGGAAGAUGGAGUGGUACAACUGGAGCUGCAAGGACAGGUGAAUAGUACCCAGUGUAGGAACACCAGAUUAAUAGUUGCAGCAGGCACAGGGAUGUGAACAUGGGGUACAAGCAAAUCUGCACUCACUGUUUGCUCAGGACUCAGAAAAAUGCUGGCCAUUUAUUUUAAGAGAAGCAGAGUGGUCACAAAUUUAGCAAAAAUUUGAAUUAUGCCAUUAUGCCAAUAAAGACACAGCUCUUAUAAGAGAGUAUGUAACACAUAUUGAAGAUGCGAACACUGUUUUGUUCAGAGCUGCAGUCAAGGCUGGACUGGGAAAAAAAUGUCAAAAUACAUAUCAAAAUACAUGUAGAACAAAAU
Molecule: messenger RNA, 35388 nt
Organism: Pelobates cultripes (western spadefoot toad)
Lineage: Eukaryota; Metazoa; Chordata; Amphibia; Anura; Pelobatidae
Source: the annotation of a GenBank genome assembly